Vigna radiata var. radiata (mung bean) is the source of this 714-nucleotide messenger RNA. RefSeq lists its product as uncharacterized. The transcript has a single exon. The record is from RefSeq and is a predicted model, not a curated record. NCBI's taxonomy places the organism in Eukaryota, Viridiplantae, Streptophyta, Magnoliopsida, Fabales, Fabaceae. Bases 1 to 714 code for a protein of 237 amino acids.
AUGCCUGACAGAUCUCCUCCACUGAUUGAAAGGUUUGACGACACUUCUGACCCGGAGCACCAUCUCAGGAACUUCAUCGACUCCAUGGCUUACUACUCCAAGAGCGACCUGGUCAAAUGCAGAGCUUUCUCCCAAUCCUUAAAAGGAGAAGCUCUGGAGUGGUAUUACACUCUUCCCCCUAACUCAGUUGACAGCUUCCGCACUGUCAUCACCUUGUUCAAAAAGCAUUAUGCCAUUAACCGGAGAGAUGAGAUAACCCCCGCUGAACUCGUCAAUAUAAAACAAGGCAAAGACAAGACUUUGAGAGCGUUCAUACAAAGAUAUAAUGAAGCAGCAAGGCGAGCAAAAGGUGUUAACCAUGAAUUCAUAAUCGGUAAUCUCCCCAAUUGUCUAAAAUCGGGAUACGUCUCGGAACACCUAUAUGCCAAACAACCCAAAACGAUGGAUGAGCUCCAAGAAAGGUUGACCGAAUACAUCAAGAUGGAAGAUCAUAGAAUCUCUCGCAGAAAACAACCGUCAGAAACCUCCACGAACGAAAUCAGAAAAGAAGUAAAGCGCCCCCGUGAAAGAGAUCAACCACAAAGAUUCCCCCGAAGGAACGUACCGGUGCCGUUAGGUCCCCACUAUGACCAUUAUGCAAAACUCAACACCUCGAGGGAAAGGGUAUUUGAAAAAGCCCUACAAACCAACCUCAUCUUCGUACGCAGACGAUAG